Messenger RNA from Fonsecaea multimorphosa CBS 102226, 891 nucleotides. RefSeq lists its product as uncharacterized. The record is from RefSeq and is a predicted model, not a curated record. The transcript has 4 exons. The coding region runs from base 1 to 891 and encodes 296 amino acids. NCBI's taxonomy places the organism in Eukaryota, Fungi, Ascomycota, Eurotiomycetes, Chaetothyriales, Herpotrichiellaceae.
AUGCUUGUUGCGAACUACACAGCUGCACACCUUGGCCUAGGGCAAGACCUGUGGAACGUUCCGCCCGAUGACAUCGAUAUCGUUUUGAAGAACUUCUUCAUCGGCGAAUUCUUGUACAUCUUUAUCUCGGUCUUGACGAAAUUGGCCGUCUUGUCAUUCUACUUGGCCGUCUUCCCCCAGCCAUACUUCCGGAAAGGCGUGUACAUCGUCAUCGGCCUGUGCAUUUGUUAUUUUGUUUCGUACAUGUUCGUUCUCGGCUUCGAAUGCACCCCUGUGAACUUCUUUUGGGAGCAAUGGCGUGAUCCGACCGCAGGAACGUGUAUCAACAUCAACGCUGGAGGCUGGGCAGCCGCGGGCAUCAACAUCGGGCUUGACCUCGCAAUUCUCGCGCUGCCGGUGCCUGUCAUCCUCAAGCUCGAGAUCUCUCGGCAGCAGAAGCUCCAGAUCUUGAGCAUGUUUGGAGUGGGAUCGUUCAUCACCGUUGUCAGCUGCAUCAGACUUCAAUCACUGAUCAACUUUGCGAAGAAUUCCAACCUUACAUUUCACCUAGAACCAAUCUCUUUCUGGAGCUCCAUUGAACUGGACAUCAGCAUCGUCUGCGCAUGCAUGCCGGCCGCGCGGCUGUUCUUGCAGAGAGCCUGGCCAUCCAGAUUCGGGACGACCAAAUCCAACGCGGGCUCGUACAUCCGCCAGCCCAGUGUAUUCGAUGCGCCGCAUUAUCAGUCGCAGUUGCCGGAACGCAUGACUCGGAAUUACUCAGUGAAGUCCACCAAUGUGAACGUGUCACAGACUCAGCAACACAAUAACGACGUGGAGCUGAUGGAGUCCGACGGUUGGCGUGGGGCAUAUGUGCCGACGAGGGAUGCAAGACCAUGGUUGUCUAACCCUUGA